UUGGUGCAACAGCGCGGGCGGAUUCCUCCAUGGGUUCGGUCUGCAAGGCUCGCGGAGAGCGAAUGUCGUCAUGAGCGAACAACAGGACAGUAUGGCUACCACUGUCGCUGUCAGUCCCAGCGAAUACCUUCAGCCCUCCUCUGCUUCAACACAAGACACUCAGCCCUCUCCUUUGGCUCUGCUGGCUGCCACCUGCAGUAAAAUCGGCCCUCCUGCUGCUCAGGCUCCUGUCACCUCUCCGCCAGCGCAGCCACAACCUCGCCGGCUCCUUCCUAUAAAGCCAGCUCCAAUAGCGCCAGCUCCACCGAAAAACCUUGGUUUCCUUUCAACAAAGGGCAAUGUGAUCCAGCUACCUGCUGGCCUGGGCUCCACAGCUCCUGGCAGCCCCAUCGUCCUUACUAUCCAGCAGAGUCCUGCUUGUACCGGCACCUCGGCCACUCCUGGCAUCCAGUAUCAGGUGGUGCCGCAGAUCCAGGGUGCACAAACCAUUCAAGUGAUGCCACAGGGAGGUCAGAUCCAGCUCAUACCCGGUACCAACCAGGCCAUCAUUACCACUCCCAUGACCAUGCCGGCUCCGGCUGCAGCCACUGCUCCUGUCACGCCACAGAAGACCGUAGCCAUCAAGCCCUCCCUCAAGGUGCGGAAGCCAAACAAUACAGCUACAAACGUUGUGCAGCUGCCCAGUGGACUUACAAUUCCCCUCAACGUGGCUACAGGGGAAGUGGGUGGGACACAAAUCAUCACAGAGACAGCUGCAGCCCCUCCCACUCCUGGAAAGGCACGACGAGGGAGGAAAAAAAAGGCAGUACUGGCUGCUGAGCCUCCACCGCCGCCUCCAGCACAGGCUGCCUCUCCAACCCCAGAGCAGAUGGAGACCAUCCUAAUAGAAGCUGGUGAUAACAUCAUACAGGCAGGGAACAAUUUACUGAUUGUGCAAAGUCCUGGGCAACCUGCUAUGGUGCAACAGGUCCAGCUGGUCCAGCCCAAACCAGAUUCUCAGGUGGUUCAGAUCCCACAACAGGCUUUGAAGGUGGUACAGGCUGCCUCUGCUACGUUGCCACCCGUCCCGCAGAGACAGUCUGUCUCCUCGAAUCUGCAGGUCACUCCAACAGAAACAUCACCAACGCAGAUUCUCUUUAAAACAGCAUCAGGUGAAUGGCAAUCGGUUCAGCUUCAGGACUCCAUGACAACAACAACCCCUGCCACCACAGUUGCCCCUACCACCACUGUCGCACCACCAGCUGGCUCCAAGAGAACACAAGCUACCGGAGGACGAAAGGAGCGGACCUUGGCAAAAAUUGCCCCUGCAGGUGGAAUGAUACAAUUGAACACAUCGCAGCUCACCUCAGCAGCACAAGCAGUGCAGACCAUCAGCAUCAACGGGGUCCAAGUUCAGGGAGUUCCUGUUACCAUCACCAAUGCAGGCGGUGAGCUGAUGCUAGAUGCUUUGGGCCAGCAGCACCUAACGGUGCAGACCAUGCAGGGUGGAGGGCUCCAGCUGGCCGCAGCACAGGGCCAGCCUGCUAUUCAGGUAGACCAGACCCUCACCCUGGAGUUGCCUGGCCAGCCAGGAGAAAAGAAACGACGCAUGGCCUGCACUUGCCCCAACUGUAAAGAUGCAGACAAGAGACCCAGUGAGGUGGGAAAGAGGAAACACAUCUGCCACGUCCCUGGCUGUGAAAAGACUUUUAGGAAAACAUCUCUGCUCAGAGCUCAUGUCCGGCUGCACACUGGUGAAAGACCCUUCGUCUGCAACUGGGUUUUCUGUGGGAAACGUUUCACGCGCAGUGACGAGCUGCAGAGGCACGCCAGGACGCACACAGGAGACAAGCGCUUUGAGUGCAGCCAGUGUCAGAAACGCUUCAUGCGGAGCGACCACCUGACAAAGCAUUACAAGACUCACAUAAACACCAAGAACUUGUGAGCAGACGGUAUACAGAUACAAAAACUCAGAAAGUAACUGUGUUACAGGAAGGAUGGGCAGUGGAGAUGAGACCAAGGGAUUGUGCUUGUGACUUAUCCCACAAUGGGAAACUCUCCAGAAUGAAAUGCUUGAUUCCCUGUCACUCUUCAAGGACACUGUGUAGCGUGGUGUACAAAGGAACCCUUCCUGGUGGACUUCAAACUUUCAGCAAAUUUAUUGACCAUUUUUUAAACAUUUUUUUUCCCCAUUUGGUCUGAACAUGUGGACAGAUUACUGUGACUGAAUUUGUAAGGUAAAAAUGCUUUAGAUUUAAAUGCUUAACUCUGCUAGAUUAUUUAUGAACUCCUCUACUUCUCUGGCGGAAGAACAUAUACAGAUUUUUUUUUUUUUUUACUUUUAGAAAACCCAACAUCAUCAGUCUCUUUUAUAUUGUUUUUUCUUCUACCACAAAAACCUUCAUACUCUUUAUUACAGAAUAUUAAGAAAUUUCAGAAAUUGAGGGUGAGCCCCCCCCCAGUAAUGUAAAAAUAAAUCACAAAAAACCAAACAGACCACAAUUAAGGAAGUGCUGGAGCUAUAACAGUAUAUCAUUUCUGUGAGCUCUGGUAGGUCCCUGGCUACCAGUAGUGAUCUAAAUGCAGCAAUAUGAUGCGAUCUGCAAAGUUGGCUAAUGUUGGGAAUUGUGUUGGGAAAUUGAUUGUUUAAAUUUAAGGAAGGGUAAUUAAUUAGAAAAUAUAAUAUACUCCAAGAAUUAGUCCUUGUGGAACACCAAAGUAAAGAGGAUGGAGUUUUGUAAACCAUGAAACGGAUAAAGGAAAAGCAGAAUCUAACCUCUUUAAGCCACAAAGAGGAAGCUGUUGCUAAAGAUGUGGAGGAAACAUAUUAAGUAUCUUAAAAUUCAACAAUGAAAAUUUACACACUGCUCAUGGUGGCUCCAGGUGUUUCCUCUGUUGAGUUGAGACAGUUGGUGCUCUUUUAUCAUGAGUUGUGUGUAAUAGAUGAAAUGUUUGAGAGUGUACCAUUGUUCUUUUCAAGUUUAUCAGGAAAAUGUCUGAUAGUUAUGUAUUUAUACUACCUAAAAUUCUCUACCUUUACACAGGCACUGCAAGAAGUUUCAAAUAUCAGGAAAAUUAAAUAAAAUUGUUAAAGGCUGGUGAGAUGGCCCAGAAAUGCAUAGAAAGACUUUUGCUGAUGAGCUAAGUUUUACUGAGUUUAGACGCUAAAGAUUUAAUUUGGUGAAAUAUUAGCAGUAAGAAGAGUUGAUAACUCAAAUGCAAAACAUGCUCUUGCAUCUGUGGUCCACACUUUGUUUCUACAUAGUUGGUUAUUUACCAUGUAUAACAAGACAUGUACACUUACUUCUAGGGCUGUGUAUCAGAUUGCCAUUUAUUUUUGUAUAGCUCCUGAAGUUUAGCCAUCCAGUCAUUAAUCACAUUAGUUCCAAGUCAAACCAGUCUUAGUUUUAGAUUGAUUUUAUUUGAGUUCUUAAAUGGUUGCAUGUUCAUAGUUGACAACUAACUUUGACAAACUUAAUGAUUUCUGCUUCUUUUAUUACCUGUUUUUAACCUGAAUAGUUCAAGUUUCAUCGUGGCAGGAAACAUGUUCACCCUUCUCAAACUAAAGAACCUAAAAAUUUGGUACCUCCAACACUUUCUCCCAGUUUACUCAUUUAAAAAACGAACAAAACUACACUUUAGUCUUUCUUUCAUUGUUCAGAUUUGAUGAAUUGUAGCCUAUGCAUUGCUGUAUAUAAGAUCAGACUUUUAAUUAUUUGGCCUGACUUGACAAUCAUGUCACAAGAUGCAAAAAAACAGGAAAAAAUAAAGCUUUCUCAGGCCUUCUAUGAGUUACACAAUGUUUUCCAGCUAUAUGAUGGCUUUAAUUCUAAAUUAACACUUAAGAUGUUUUUGUGAUGUACAGAUGACCAGCAUUAGCCCUGCUGCACAGUACUGAUAUAACUUUCUUUAAUCUCAUUUGUUUUACAGAAAAUGUACAUUUGCUCAGUGAUUUUGAUGUUAUGAAGAUAAGCUGACCGUUUUCUAACAAGUCAGCAGUGAGUUUGAAGCCUGAAAUUGCCGGGGAGUUAUUUAAAGAAGUACAUUAAGUCAUUGCUUAACAAGGUUUUUUUUGGUCAAAUUAUCCAGCAGAGCAGCUUCACAGUGAGGUUUGUUUCUGGUAGAUGGUGCAGGCUUGCUACAGGUUGUGCAAAGCAGAGAAAUUUGACCAAAAAAGCUCAAGUCCGAUUUGUUUUCAAAGCACUUUGAACAAAGUGCUUUAAAAAGGUGACGUUGAGAGAGAGAGAGACAGAGGCUGCUCAUAUUUAUGUUUGUAUUUCAUGAGUGAAUAUGUAAAUAAAACGUGUCUGUCAGACACGGUAAAUGUAGGAUAUUAAAAAUUGGUAAGCUGCAUAGUUUUGUGGUUGGCGUAGCCAGCCUUGAAGGAAGUGGACUUUGUACAGUGUUUUAAGGAAAAAAACAUAUAUAUGUGACAUUGUAUAGCUUCAUUCCUGCUUUGUAUAAGACUUCUAGAUCUUUUUUCUAUGAAUUAAAGAUGCCUUAGACAGCUGCACCCAGUAUUUAAAGAUGUUUUUUUUUCUUUCUAAUUCCAGGUAACAACAUUUGUAAAAUUUUGUUUUGUGUUUUUAACUUAUGUUACAUGCUAAUGUCAUGUGCACUGAUUAAACUCCCAGGUUCCAAAAUUUGUAAAUUUAAUGUUGAUUGUAAUUAAAUAUAAUGUGUUUUUUCCCCUGAAUUAAGUCAUUUCUGUUGCUUGGUUUCUGUGAAUGAAAUGCUUCUUCUCCAAGCCUAUAUGUCAUAAAGUGUUCUACAAACCUUUUUUUGUGUAUAUCAGGAGAACCAAGAGAACCAGCAAUUAAUUUUCUAAGUUGUAUAAAGGUGCUAAAACAUAGUUUGCUCCUUUUCUACCAUCACCCCCCCUCAAUAAAGAACUCAUACCUUA
Messenger RNA from Maylandia zebra (zebra mbuna), 4882 nucleotides. It is a transcript of the gene sp2, whose product is annotated as sp2 transcription factor. Gene Ontology annotation, molecular function: RNA polymerase II cis-regulatory region sequence-specific DNA binding; DNA-binding transcription factor activity, RNA polymerase II-specific. The record is from RefSeq and is a predicted model, not a curated record. Gene Ontology annotation, biological process: regulation of transcription by RNA polymerase II. Lineage: Eukaryota; Metazoa; Chordata; Actinopteri; Cichliformes; Cichlidae.